AAAAUAAUACUAUCCAAUAAUCUCUUAAACACUUCAUUAACUUGUAGAAGAGUUUUUUUUUUUAGUUUCUCUAUUUAUUGGCCAUGUGAGAUCUUCUCUUCCUCAACUCCAACUCCAACUCCAUUAAAUCCUCUCUUGAUCUCAACCUUAGGUUCCUUCAGAGUCUUGGAAAUAAGUUUUAAAAACGGGCGUUAGUGUUGACGUUGAGAAAAUGCCUUGUCUUUACAUUACGACAAACGUUAAUUUGGACGGCGUUAACACCGAUUUGUUCUACUCGGAAGUCACCGAAGCCGUCGCUUCCAUCGUCGGACGGCCUCAGAACUUGGUGAUGGUGGUGUUGAAGGGGUCCGUAGAAAUAGUGUUCGGUGGGAACAAAGAAGCAGCUGCAUAUGCAGAGAUUGUGUCAAUGGGAGGUAUCACCAAACAAGUUAAGAGACAACUCAUCUCGACCGUUGGUUCUAUUCUUCACACUCAUUUCUCUAUUCAUCCCUCUCGUUUUAUCUUUAAGGUUUUUGAUAUCACAUCUUUGCCUCUCCCUUCUAAACUAUAGUUUUACGAUCUUUCUAUUGUUUCAUCAUACACAAAGUAUGAAUUUGGUUUGAUAUCAUUCGAGUUAACGUACACAUACAGCCACAUAUCCCCUUCUUGAACUCUGUUGUAUGUUUACAAGCUUGAUUAUUCUAUUGUAUUAUCAUC
Eutrema salsugineum is the source of this 696-nucleotide messenger RNA. Its product is annotated as macrophage migration inhibitory factor homolog. The transcript is spliced from 2 exons. The record is from RefSeq and is a predicted model, not a curated record. NCBI's taxonomy places the organism in Eukaryota, Viridiplantae, Streptophyta, Magnoliopsida, Brassicales, Brassicaceae. Gene Ontology annotation, molecular function: phenylpyruvate tautomerase activity. Bases 212 to 550 code for a protein of 112 amino acids.